Messenger RNA from Musa acuminata AAA Group (dessert banana), 2385 nucleotides. Its product is annotated as protein LAZ1-like. Gene Ontology annotation, biological process: transport. The transcript is spliced from 9 exons. Bases 504 to 1958 code for a protein of 484 amino acids. Gene Ontology annotation, cellular component: membrane. NCBI's taxonomy places the organism in Eukaryota, Viridiplantae, Streptophyta, Magnoliopsida, Zingiberales, Musaceae. The record is from RefSeq and is a predicted model, not a curated record. Gene Ontology annotation, molecular function: transporter activity.
CGGUCGUCACACCGCAAAAUUGGCAUCCCGGCGCCCAGUCAUCCCCCGGAGGAGAAGACGACUUCGUCGAAGGUCGAAGUCCCGUGGCUUCACCACUCCAACCCUCGCCAUCUCUCGGCCAUCUCGACGUCGAUUCACCUCCUCGCUUCGAACUUAGAGUUCAGGGUGAUCCGGUUUUUGAUUCCGUUUGGAAUUCUUCCGGUUUGUUCGUUCCUCGAAUCUAGGGUUUUACAGGUCUGCAACACCGCCGGAAUCCUCCCCUCGGUCCGUUUUCUCAUGAUACUGGGGCAAGGUUUCGGUCGAAUGGACUAGUUGUGGGCUUUAGCAUGUUUUGUUGCCCGUCUUUGGAUUUCCCAUUGUCGCGAGAAGAUCUCUGCUGAUGGCUUAACUUGGGUGGAUCUUGCGAUCUUGAAGGAUGAACCCAUCGAUUGGUGCUCUUAUUUUGGCUUGAGUUAUGCUUAGAAGUAGAGGGAGAUUGGGCCAGGUGAGAGUCGUUUUACCUGAUGAAGACUGUCGAGCAACUAUACCUGAGUGUAUUAUCUUAUACCCCACCCAUAUGGGCCACGGCCGUUGGUGCUGUUCUACUCGUACUCACCCUCUUCCUCUCCAUGUUCCUUCUGUUCCAACACCUUUCCGCAUACAAAAAUCCAGAGGAGCAGAAGUUUCUAAUUGGUGUGAUCCUAAUGGUCCCUUGCUAUUCCAUUGAAUCGUAUGUAUCACUGGCGAAUCCAUCCAUCAGCGUUGAUUGUGAGAUUUUGCGUGAUUGUUAUGAGGCCUUUGCCAUGUAUUGCUUUGGAAGAUAUCUUGUUGCUUGCUUGGGUGGUGAAGACAGAACAAUUGAACUUUUGAAGAGGCAAGGUGCCUCAAGUUCUAAAACACCCUUGUUAGAGAAUGCUUCUGAGAAGGGAGUAAUAAAGCAUCCAUUUCCGAUGAAUUACAUUUUGAAGCCCUGGAGACUGGGCGAGUGGUUUUACCGGAUUAUCAAGAUUGGAAUUGUUCAAUAUAUGAUAAUAAAGACUGUAACUGCAGUUUUAGCUGUAAGUCUUGAAACUUUGGGAGUAUAUUGUGAUGGAGAGUUUAAAUCGACUUGUGGGUACCCUUACAUGGCUGUGGUUCUCAAUUUCAGUCAGUCAUGGGCGUUGUACUGUUUAGUUCUAUUUUAUACUGCUACAAAGGAUGAACUAGCUCAUAUAAAGCCACUGGCCAAGUUCCUGAUGUUUAAAUCAAUCGUCUUUCUGACAUGGUGGCAAGAUGUGGCAAUUGCACUACUCUACAGUUGGGGUUUGUUCAAAAGUUCUAUAGCUCAAACUUUACAGUCUAAAUCAAGUGUGCAGGACUUCAUUAUUUGUAUAGAGAUGUGUGUUGCGGGCAUUAUCCAUCUCUAUGUGUUCCCUGCCAAGCCAUACAAGUUGAUGGGUGACUGCUUCCCUGGAUGUGUUUCUGUUCUCGGAGACUAUGCAUCUUUGGAGUGCCCUUUAGACCCUGAUGAGGUGAGAGACAGCGAAAGACCCACAAAACUGAGACUCCCCCAGCCUGAUGUUGAUACCAAAACGACAGCUAUUAGAGAAAGCUUUUGUGAUGUUGUUCUCGGAGGUGGAGAAUAUAUCAUAAAUGAUUUGAAGUUUACAGUUAACCAAGCAGUGGAGCCCAUGGAGAAGGGUUUCACACGAUUUAAUCGGAAUCUUCACAAAAUCUCCGAGAACAUAAGAAAGCAUGAAAAGAAGAAGUUGAAAACUAAGGAUGACAGAUCCACUGGGUCGACUUCACCUAGCCCACAAGUUUUUCAUGGAAUUGAUGAUCCGCUACUAUAUGGAAGCAUUAGCGACAGCGGGGCCAAAAGAGGAAGAAGACAACGCCAGAAAUCAGGAUAUACAAGUGCAGAAAGCGGGGGAGAAAGUAGUGAUCAUGGCCAUGGUGGGUAUCAGAUCUAUGGAUUCCGGUGGGUUACUAAGGACUGAGAAAAUCACUUUACAUUAUUGGCAUGAAUGCAUAAAAUUUUUGCCUAAUCUGCAAUGAGUCGGGCAGUUCAUGUCGAAGUGAGUUCUGUUCAUACACCUUGAUUGGCUUUAGGAAAAGAAACAGGGCCUUCUCUCAUCUUGGAUGUCUGAUACUGAUGAUGCAAGCAGUGAGUAUCCACAUGCCACAACAUAUAUCUGUCACAUUUAAUAUCUCUAUCUCACCAUUUGGCAGGGUUAUACUGAUUGGAAUCUUUGUGUAUCAUCGGUAGCCAAAGUACUUGGUUUUUAGAAUAUUUGAUACACAUUGUAGGGGCAUUGGUGUGCCAUUUUUAUUUGGAAAUAAGCCCCAUGAUUGGUGAAAUGUUUUUUUUGUGAGACAUUUAUAAUCUCAUGUUAAUGAGUCAAUAGGCCACCAGUGGAUGACUAA